AUGCUCGAUCCCAGCGAGCCGCCUCGCCCUUCUGUGCAGCGUGUAGGAAGGCCUGCGAAAGCUGGUACCGCUGUGUCGCGAGGGCGUCACCGGCAUCAAGCUCCAUCCGCGCCGUCGCUGGAUCGCGGGGCGUAUCAUCUCGCCCCUCUCGACCGUGCCCUCGCGACAGUAGCGGCUCCGCACUUACCAGCACAGCCGCAGAAGACAUCGCUUCCUUUUGUGCAGCUUUCCGCUCCUCUCGCCCGCCAGUUGGUGUCGAACGAUGCUGUCAUCGGUCCAGUGCAGAUGUGGCCUGCUGUGACGUCGUCGCGUCAGCGUCGUCGCCAGGCGGCACUCAAUUCGAAGGCACCGUUUGCGUUGCAACUGGAGGCGUUCAUCCGCCGCGAGCAUCAGCAGUACCUACACGAACACCCGCUGUGCUCUCGAGCGGAUUGCCUGCACAUCUUCCGGGAGGUAUUUAGCACGUUUGUGAACCACUUCUCCGAGUACAAGGGCAUUCUCUCCAUUAUUCGCGAUGAGUACGACGCGGUGCUGAACGAGAUGUCUGAGAAGGUGAAGCAGAUGCAGGUGGAGUACCUGGAGAGCCAAACGGAUCGGGAGCUGCACGCCAUGGAGAUCAUUCAGUUGAAGGAGUCUAUGAAUGCGACUAUUAGCAACCAAAAGGCGCAGCUCAGCGCCGCGCAGGAGCUCGUGCAUGCCAUGCGCGAUCAGGUCACAGCAGCCGAGCACGCGAACUCCUUACUGACCUUGGAGAUGGAGCAGAAACGAAAAACGCACAUGGAGGCGCAGCAGCAAGUGAAGCUGCUGUCACAUGCGAUGAUUGAGGAGAGCACCCGCACAGCUGCGGCGCGUGAAGCGACGCGCAAGAUGGAGAAGGAGAGUCAGCUGCAGGAGGCGCGCAUCACCGUGCUGAAGGAGAAAGUGUCGGAGCUUGAGGAAGCGCUGAGACGGCAGACGUACGCGCAGAUCGAGGGCCUCGGACACUUGCCCGCCACUGCUGCGGCAGUGGUUGCCCUGCGCGAAGCGUCGCCGUACGCCGAUCGGAUUCCUUGUGAAGGCGGCGACGCGACGGCUGGAACUUAUUCAAAGCAUUUUGUCACUCGUAUUCUUGCGCACAUCGAUGCACUGGAGAUGCAACUAGCCAUGGUCCCGAAGAAGGAUACGGCUGCGCCCACAGGGGCGUUCUCCAUGGGCCAUGUCGCGUUGCACCCUAAGUUUCUGUCGAAUCCGGCGAGCUGCGACACCGUCGUGAGAGACUUUCCGGCGGCGAGAAACUCCGUGGAUGCCGUGCUUCCUGUUGUAAGGGAGUGGCUGCAGCGAGAGGGUGUUGGGGAGGCCGAGGUGGAGCCAACGGAUGUCAUUGUCCCGCCGGGCCGCAACCCUUCGGAAGCCAUGGGCUUCCUCUCUGCUACGCUGCCUGUCAAGCACCGUCACCUCUCCUUACAGGUGGCCCUCCAGCUGAUGGAGUCGAUGUGGACAGCGCGGGCACAAGCUCCGGACUCAUCACGGCUGCCGCAGUUUUUUCUCGAGUGGCUGCGAACGCAGGCAGGCAACCUCACGGAGGCGAAAGCACUUGGUGUCAACCUACUGGACACGUGCCAGCACAACAUUCAUCAUCCCGACUGCCGCGCUCUGCUCGCCAUUCUGAGGGGCUUUCUUCCGGAGGAGCUCGUGCGCAUGUGCCGGCGCCGCAUCGCGCAGCUGCGCCUCUCCACCACGACAUCCACUGCUACUCUUCACAACAUGAUGGCGUUCGACGCCUUCUUUGUUGAGGUGCGCGCGGUUUGCCCGGAGAAGUCGUUGGCCAACAUGCUCCAUCUGCGUUUCACCGUUUUUCGCACUAGAAAUGAGGCGGGGGAGGUUAAACUGGGUCAUCUGCUCUCCGAGGACUCCUACUUUGUGACGCUGUUCAAGCAGCAGUGGCUGCAGGAAGUGGAGGCCUUUACGCUGCGCGUGGUCGAGGGCAUCCGCGAUGAAAGCGACGAGAAACGAAACAGUGCUUCCCUCGCCACGGCAACGCGCGUCCUGCAACGGCUUGACGCGGCUCUGGGCAAGGAGGUCUACACGUACGUUUCCCUCGCAAGUCAGCGACCUGUCAUCGAUAUUUCUGCCACCGAAGGCAGCACAGUCCCACUGGACGCGAUGCUAAACCGUUUUCGCACCUCUGUGCUGCUUUAUCGCCGUAGCCCCGAGGAGCUGGUGGAUAUCUAA
Molecule: messenger RNA, 2211 nt
Organism: Leishmania mexicana MHOM/GT/2001/U1103
Lineage: Eukaryota; Euglenozoa; Kinetoplastea; Trypanosomatida; Trypanosomatidae
Exons: 1
Coding region: 1-2211 (736 amino acids)
Cellular component (GO): cytoplasm
Source: RefSeq, a predicted model, not a curated record